AUGCGGUUCUUUCUUGGUGCGGCUUUAGGCCUGAUCUCUUCCACGCUGGUCGUGGCCCAGACUUAUACGGAUUGCAAUCCGACCAAGAAAACAUGUCCCGCUGAUCCUGCCUUUGGCCAAUCUGACAAGACGUUCGAUUUCACAAGUGGUGCAUCGGAUGCUUUCAAGUCCACUGGAUCCGUCACAUAUGACUCAACGAAUGGUGCCACCUUCACUAUUUCGAAGCAGGGUGAUGGCCCGCUGAUUCAGUCCGGCUGGUACAUCAUGUUCGGCCGCGUGGAAUGCACUAUCAAGGCAGCAGCAGGCACGGGAAUCGUGAGCAGUGCAGUUCUGCAGUCCGACGAUUUAGACGAAAUUGACUGGGAGUGGCUGGGCGGAAACAACGCUCAAGUGCAAACCAAUUACUUCGGCAAAGGAGACACCACUUCAUAUAGCCGUGGCGCCUACCACGAUAAUGCCGGAAACCAUGAUGAAUUUCACACUUUCUCCAUCGACUGGACCAGCACCCAGAUUGUGUGGGCGAUUGAUGGCAAGACUGUCCGUGUUCUCACACCCGAGACGGCAGACACCAACCAGUAUCCACAGAGCCCGAUGAUGAUCAAGGUCGGUGUGUGGGCUGGCGGUGAUUCAAACAAUGCCCAGGGCACAAUUGACUGGGCUGGUGGUGAAACAGACUAUACCCAAGGCCCCUUCAAAAUGUACCUGAAGUCAAUGACCGUGACGGAUUACUCCACCGGAACUUCGUACAAAUAUGGUGACACAAGUGGCUCAUGGGAGUCAAUUGUUGCAGAAGGAGGCAAAGUCAAUGGCAACAAAGCCGCUGAGCCCACGUCGACCGAGUCCGCACCUUUAAUUACUGCGACCGUCGACAGCGUCCCAGUUCCCUGGAGUGGAACCCACAAAGAAACCACAAGCUGGGUAACCCCAAAUGUUUGGCCCUGGGUAGCGAGCGACUCUCCUUCGGCCUCGUCGACAGGAUCCCAGUAUGACUGGGAGUCUGGUUCCGGUCAAAACAAGCCACCAGGUGGAGACUCAAUGAUCUACCUUCCGCUUUAUUGGCCAUCGAGCUUUAGCUCUUCCAGAGAUAGUGGGAUGCACCUCGACGAGGUCAUGGUAAAAGUCUCCCCGGACCGACGCCAGAUGUAUGCCGACCUUAUGAAGGUUGCAACUGUGAAAACAUACAGCCAGAAGACUGAAGCAGUGGUACAACCAGCUCUAGAAAAUUUGGUCUUCCCGAAUUUACACACUUUGUACCUUGCUCUAGUCUUUCGCGGCUGGAGCACCGAAGAGAGUAUCCGUGCCCCAGCUUUAAAUAUGCCAAAUCUCCGGACACUUUAUAUCGAACGUUGGAAUGCGCCCAUCCAACUAUUUCCUCACCACUGGGACUAUCUUACUGGUCGGAUUCCGAAGCUUUUCCCAAGGUUGUUGAAUCUUCGAGUUGAGAUACCAGCCAUUAUUUAUAUUGCGGGCUUUGAGGCUCUAUCUGAAAAGUUGCCAAACUUGGAAUCUAUCGAGUUUGAGAAAAUCAUGGCCCUGUCGGAGGUGGAUGAGGAUGAGGAUUUAUUUAGUGAUUAUUCGGAUGGGGAGGACACAGAGGAGGACACAGAGGAGGACACGGAUGAGAAUUCGGGUGAGGAUUCGGAUGAGGAGGAUUCGAAUCACGAGAAUAUGGAUACGGAGGAAGCGACCUCAGAGUCCCCCUACAGUGGGCUUACCCACAGUGAGCACACAUACAGCGCGGAUACCUCCAGCGAGUACACCUACAGCGAGUCUAUCUACAACGAGUACAUCCUUGGCAAUGAUGCGGAUGACGAAAACGGGGAUGACGGGGAUAUUACUAGCGAAUAUGCAUACAGCGAGGAUAUGGGUGAGGAGUAA
Molecule: messenger RNA, 1878 nt
Organism: Penicillium roqueforti
Lineage: Eukaryota; Fungi; Ascomycota; Eurotiomycetes; Eurotiales; Aspergillaceae
Product: glycoside hydrolase family 16 protein
Exons: 7
Coding region: 1-1878 (625 amino acids)
Biological process (GO): carbohydrate metabolic process; fungal-type cell wall organization
Cellular component (GO): fungal-type cell wall
Molecular function (GO): hydrolase activity, hydrolyzing O-glycosyl compounds; glycosyltransferase activity
Source: RefSeq, a predicted model, not a curated record